This is a messenger RNA of Megalobrama amblycephala (Wuchang bream), 3800 nucleotides long. RefSeq names its product tubulin tyrosine ligase-like family, member 3 (gene ttll3). Gene Ontology annotation, molecular function: protein-glycine ligase activity, initiating. Lineage: Eukaryota; Metazoa; Chordata; Actinopteri; Cypriniformes; Xenocyprididae. The record is from RefSeq and is a predicted model, not a curated record. Gene Ontology annotation, biological process: protein polyglycylation; cilium assembly; cilium movement. The transcript has 13 exons. Bases 239 to 2596 code for a protein of 785 amino acids. Gene Ontology annotation, cellular component: cilium.
ACAGUUGUUAAGGGUGAUGUAAACAGCAUGCUGGAGCUGGAAUGUGUGCAGUGCGCAUGUGCUGAUUGAGCAUUUCUCUGCAGCUCUGCUGGGCUGGCUGGGCGCACCGGUGACCUUAUCGAUUUUCACAGACGGCUUCUGGCGGGUGUCAAAUCCAGAGGUGAAUGUACUGUAGCAAUCCAGGUUAAAAAGGGAAAGACUGAACCAUUUUGUGAGUGAUGUGAGAAUUUACUCAAUCAUGCACCAGCAUAUGCAAGUGCCACCCGUGGAGGGAAAAGUUCGCUGUAAUUAUCUAAAUCUGCCUCUGAUUAAUGGGGACAGACUGAGGACAGCUAAGACACUAGUGGACAAAGCAAUAAAGGAAAAGAAAGUGUUCUCGGUGCAAGGCCCAUAUCCUGUAAUCCGCGCAGGCCUGCGUGCAAGAGGAUGGGUGGAGCGGCGACUACCACGGCCUUCUUUCCCACAGCCCCGUCGUCACGAUCCUGAAACGGAAGCCACAGAUGAGGGUGGCAGCAGUGAUGAUGAUGACUUAGGAGAGGAGGGAGAGAGGGACGAUGAAGCAGAUGAUGUGUACGACCUAAUGUCACGGUUGGUUCGCAAUGAGACCCCAUAUUUCUACUGGACAACAAAGAGGGAUUCAAUCGACUGCCGGUCUUUACGUAAAGAUCAGAUGACCAAUCAUUACGCAAAGUCGGGAUCUUUUACCACCAAGGUUGGUUUGUGUUUGAAUUUGAGAAAUCUGCAGUGGUUUGAUGAAGCAGAUCCCGAUACAUUCUUCCCACGCUGCUACAGACUGGGGGCGGAGGAUGAGAAACAUGCUUUUAUUGACCUGAUCCUCCCUUUCUGCUGCUUUUCAGAGGACUUUAGACGGACUGCAUGCACAAGUCUACUGCUGUAUGUUUUGGAGAAGUAUGGUGGGGAUUCAGAGUGGGAGAGAAUAGGAGAGGUGCAUGAUGCUAAGUCUCAUGGUCCGAGCAAGCGGCGUAAACAGCACACCAAUCAGAGGGUUGGAACCUCAUUAAUUGACAAUGCAUUGCAUGUAUGCCAGGAGUAUCUGAACAGUUUAGAACAUUGUGACAUAGACAUCACUUUGGGAACAACCCCUACCCUCUCAGAGCAACAGUGGAAGGUGUUUCUUCAGAAUUACUAUUUAGUUAUUCAUGAAGGACUGAUGAUAGAGGGCUGUGAAGAAUAUGUGGAGCGUUGUAAAUGCAUGCUGGAGCAGAUGCGUCAAGUUUGCCCUCAGAUGGAGACUGAUGGACUCUGCAACAUCUGGAUCAUUAAACCUGGGGCCAAGUCACGAGGCAGAGGUAUAAUGUGCAUGAACAAGUUGGAUGAGAUGUUGAGUUUGGUAGAUGGAGACCACGGCAUGAUGAAGGACAGUAAGUGGGUGGUGCAGAAGUAUUUGGAGCGGCCCCUCCUCGUGCAUGACACUAAGUUUGAUGUAAGGCAGUGGUUCCUGGUCACAGACUGGAACCCUCUCACUGUGUGGUUCUACCGUGAGUGCUACCUCCGUUUUUCUACCCAACCUUACUCCACUCGUACAUUGGACAGCUCUGUACAUCUUUGCAACAACUCCAUCCAGAAGCAUUUUCAGCCAAGCCCAGACCGCAAUCCUUCUCUACCCGCUGAGUGCAUGUGGUCGUGCUCACAGUUCCGCUCAUGGUUGGCUGCUUCAGGCCAUGGUGGUCUGUGGGAAGGGGUGGUGGUUCCAGGUAUGCAGAAGGCUGUUAUCCAAACUCUCUUGACUGCACAGGACAGUGUGGAACCUCGUAAAGCCAGUUUUGAGCUCUACGGAGCUGACUUUAUGCUGGGGCGUGAUUUGCGACCUUGGCUACUGGAGAUCAAUGCCAGCCCCACCAUGGCACCCUCCACAGGAGUCACAGCUCGACUCUGCCCCGCUGUACAGGAAGACACUUUGCGGGUGGUGCUGGAUCGACGCUGUGACCGCAACACUCACACUGGUGGCUUCCAGCUCAUAUAUAAACAGGCAGCAGUAGAAGUACCUCAAUAUGUGGGAGUGAAUCUUCUCAUAGAGGGAACUUCAAUCAGACGUCCCCGUGCCCUUAUUUACAAGCCUCUCAUUCAGUCUCACCCUGAGCCGCUAUCAAAAUCCACCAAUCACAAGCCUUCACUUAUAAGCAGCCAUUGCACUUCUGGCAAGGAGAAUCAAUCAGAAAAGAUAAAAAAGGCUUGGCCUACCCUCCCUUCCCGUAAAGUCACAUUGGAGCAAUCUUCAACCUUUCACCUUAAACUGAGGAAACGUCCCCACAGACUAGUCUUACCUUCAAACUGUUGUGUUCUUCCCAACCCAGCAGAGCUUCAUCCGCAAAAGCUCUCACCCACUCUAGCCCAGCCCGAUCACCCUCACACACACAGGAUGCGCAGCAACCUUCCAUCUCUUUACCGUCCAACCCCCUCACUGGACGUGAUAAGCAUACGACCUAGACAAACUCUCACCUCCUGUCGCUACAAACACGACAUGCACACAGUCAAUAUAUCUUAUCCGGUCCUACCCAUGCAGCAGCACCUUUCACUAAACCAUAGACGGACCACGGACACUUUUACAAAGAGGGAAGAGCCGAAGUCAUCCUGAGGAACCUUUUGGAGAGCAUGAUUUCAUUCAAACAGAUUCUAACCUAAAUGGAAUGAAUACGUUUUAGACUGCAUCAGUUGCAUUGUGAGUUUAUCUUUAAAUACACUGGAUUCAAAACCCAUAUACCUUAUCAAUCUACUGUCAGAAAUAAGAAGGAGAACAGCAUAUUAGUUGAGGAAAAGCACUCCAGCACCUUUUUUACUAAUUAAGAAAAAUCUGUCAUAAUUUAAUCUUAUAUCCUCAUGCGUUUCCAAACCUGAAGAUUCUUCCUGAAGAAAAUUGACUGAUCUGGUUUCUUCCAUAUAAUGGAGGCAUACACCAAAGUUCAAAAAGGACCUAAAAGCACCACGUAGCGUAUUUGACUUGUGCUCUCUACUUCAAAUCUUCUGAAACCAUGCAACAGCUUUUAGAAUUUUUACAGACUAUUUUAUGGCUAAAGACACAUUUUUUAACAUAAAUGAAUUAAAUUCAAUGUGAGAUAUACAGUAGUACUAUUAUGGAGUGCCUAAUUCUGUAUUAUAUUGAUAUGGGCAACUUUUCAGUGGUGCUAUGUUUGAUGAUUAUUAACACAGUCAACUGUGGUGUACUGACUGUAUUAUUAAUCUAUGGUGCUGAAUUUUGUAUUCUAGAUGUCAGGAUGUUUCCAUAUGAGCUGAUCAAUGACCCUGUUACUUAUUGGAAACACUAGUGAUAUUCUCAAAAUUUUUGCAAUUUGAAGUAAGCUUAGUAGAUGUUUUAUGUAACUCAUGCCUUUAACCGUUAACAAACUCACCACUAGAUGGAGGUAGCAUUCAUUCUUUUAAUCUUUCUCAUUUUUUGACAGUGCUCAUCAUAUAUAAAAUAGUAUCAUAUAAAUUGCAUGCUAAAUCCACCAUCAUGGAUAUGCUUGUUAGGUCUCACUUUAUAUUAAGAGGCCUUAACUACUAUGUACUUACAUUUAAAUUAAUCAUUUGAUACAAUGCACUUAUUGUGUACAUACAUUGUACUUAUAUUUUAAAAACACUUGCAUGUAAUUGCAUCUGUAAUAAUAUAGUUAAGGCCACUUAAUAUAAAGUGGAACUGUUUGUUAUAAUAUGUGAUUAAUACAGUUUUGCAUGUCAUAAUGUCAACCAAAAGAGUGGGUUUUUGGGACAUUUUUGCAUAAACUCGAUCAUCUUGACAAACCUCUAUAAUAAAAAGCACUUCACUAACUAAACUAAAUUCA